Messenger RNA from Harpia harpyja (harpy eagle), 1440 nucleotides. Its product is annotated as rho GTPase-activating protein 17-like. The record is from RefSeq and is a predicted model, not a curated record. Lineage: Eukaryota; Metazoa; Chordata; Aves; Accipitriformes; Accipitridae. The transcript has 4 exons. Bases 1 to 1440 code for a protein of 479 amino acids.
AUGGCACCCCAGUCUGCUCUGGCACCUUUGGCAACCCCAGCACACCCGUCCCCCGGCAGUUUUCGUGUGGGCGUUCAGCAAGCCCGCGGGAGCACACUUGCCCUCGCCUGGAAGGGAGUCUCCUCCCCGACGUGCAACCCCGUCCCACCAGCACACCAGCUCCCCACGCGCCUGGCGCACAGCUGGGGGAUGGCGGCCAUGGGGGACGGCUCGGCGGGUGCCCCUGCAGAGUCCCCCCCGGCCCAGCACGGCUCCCUCUCACCCACGCAGGCAAGAGCGGUGGCCCCAGCCCCUACGGGGCUGCUGAUGUCCAUCCCCGUCUACCAGCACAUCCACGGGCAGUUGCUGAAGAUCGACACCUCUGGCACGGCCACCCCUGCGGGGGCACCCCCGGGCAGCGACGUCCCCCCCAGCCCCUGUGCUGCCCCCCCCAACCAAGCCCUGGGGGACCCUGCAGGUGACCUGGAAGUGUCUGAGGAGAUGCUUCUGCAGGAGGCCCUCAGACUCUUUGGGUGCUCCUUGGACGCGGUGGGGGCCAGCCAGGAUGCUCCCAGCAGCAGCCCCGUGCCUGGCCACCCCGGUGGCACCAGCGGAGAGGGGACAGGGGUGGCCCCAGCCUGCCCAGUGCUGCCGACAUCCAUCCCCGGCUACCAGCACAUCCAGGGGCAGCUGGAGAUCAACAGCUCUGGCACGGACACCCCUGCAGUGGCACCCCCGGGCAGCAACAUCCCCCCGGGCAGCGACGUCCCCCCCAGCCCUUCCGCUGCCCCCCACAACCAAGCCCUGGGGGACCCUGCAGAAGACCUUGAAGUGUCUGAGGAGAUGCUUCUGCAGGAGGCCCUCAGACUCUUCGGUUGCUCCCCGGACACGGUGGGGGCCAGCCAGGAUGCUCCCAGCAGCAGCCCCGAGCCUGGCCACCCCGGUGGCACCAGCGGAGAGGGGACAGGGGUGGCCCCAGCCUGCCCAGUGCUGCUGACAUCCAUCCCCGGCUACCAGCACAUCCAGGGGCAGCUGGAGAUCAACAGCUCUGUUGCCUUUGCAGUGCCUGACGGGGUGCUUCUUGAAGAGGCACUCAGGCUCCUUGGGUGCUCCCUGGACAUGGUGGGGGCCAGCCAGGAUGGUCCCAGCAGCAGCCCCAUGCCUGGGGACACUGGUGGCACCGGCGCAGCCACCCCCGACUGGGACUUCAGCCCAUCGACGCUGCCUGAGGAGCUGCUCACCCCUGACUCCUGCAUCCCCGAGCUCAGCGACACCACGCUGAGCCUGGAAAUAUUCCACGGCAUUGGGAUGGAGCCCCAGGAGCCACGGGAGGAUGCGGGCAUGGACCUGCCACCAUCCCCGUCUGCCGUGGCAGAGGAGCGGAGGAAGAGGCAGGCGCAGAGCUCCUUGCCAAUGCCACCCAGCAAGCGCAGGGCUCUGGCAGACAACAUGGGGGUGUGA